Molecule: messenger RNA, 657 nt
Organism: Parathielavia appendiculata
Lineage: Eukaryota; Fungi; Ascomycota; Sordariomycetes; Sordariales; Chaetomiaceae
Exons: 2
Coding region: 1-657 (218 amino acids)
Source: RefSeq, a predicted model, not a curated record
AUGGAGAAGAGCGACCGUUCCCAGUCCUCGUUCGAGGCCGACUCGCAGGACCUCCACCUCCAGUCAAAGAUGCGCGUCAUCCGUAUCGUCGACAGCGCCCGGUCCGGCACCACGCUUCUGGCUCUCCUGAUGGGCCUGACGGUCCUCGGUGUGUCAGGUAACACCCUCCGCGUGUACCAGGAGACGCAUGUCCCGCACGAAUACAUGCUGCCACUCUGGCCGGACGAGUUCAACGUCCGCCCGACCCUCUCGCUCGUCAUUGGCAGCGCCAUUGUGCUUGUCUCCAACAUUACCGCCCUUUGCUUCAGCCACGUCGGCUCCCUCCGCGCCCGAACAACAGCCCACACGUCCAUCACCUUCCUCGCCCCGCUCGUCGGCCUGGUCGGCGCUCUCAUUGCUGUCAUCUUUUACUACGUCGUCAACGCCUCGGACGUGGCCGACACCUUCCUCUCGUGGACCUGCCGCUGGACUGACGUGCCCAUGUCGCAGUCCCCGCGCUGGGACGCGCUGUGCCAGCAGAGCCACGCGGGCCUGUACCUGGCCAUCCUGUUGAUCCCCGUCGAGGUGGCUGCGCUCGGUCUGGCGGCGUUCCAGAUGAAGGUUGAGAGGUACACGGAUCGGUACCUGGGGGCGAGGAAAACGCCUGUGCUGGCUUAA